Cicer arietinum (chickpea) is the source of this 1426-nucleotide messenger RNA. Its product is annotated as aspartic proteinase CDR1-like. Gene Ontology annotation, molecular function: aspartic-type endopeptidase activity. Lineage: Eukaryota; Viridiplantae; Streptophyta; Magnoliopsida; Fabales; Fabaceae. The record is from RefSeq and is a predicted model, not a curated record. Gene Ontology annotation, biological process: proteolysis. Gene Ontology annotation, cellular component: extracellular region.
AUGACCACAUAUUUCUUUCUUAACCUUUUUUUAUUUUCCAUUUGUUUCAUCGUUUCUCUUUCUCAUGCACUAAACAAUGGUUUUAGUGUCGAACUCAUUCACCGCGAUUCUUUAAAAUCACCCUUCUACCAACCCAAACAAACUAAAUACCAACUUGUUGCCAAUGUUGCACGUCAAUCCAUUAGCCGUGUUAACCAUUUCUACAAAGAUUCAAUCACUAAUACUCCCGAAUCAACUUUAAUCCCGGCCGGAGGUAGCUAUCUCAUGACUUAUUCGAUUGGUACCCCACCAUUUAAGUUAUAUGGUAUUGCUGAUACUGGUAGUGACAUUAUUUGGCUUCAAUGUAAGCCAUGUAAAGAAUGUUUCAACCAAACUACUCCGAUAUUUGAUCCUUCAAAAUCAUCAAGUUACCAAAAUAUUUCCUGCCUAUCUGUAACAUGUCAAUUUGAACUUGAUACAUCUUGUCCUACAUUAGAUUCUUGUCAAUAUAGUAUUCAGUAUGGUGAUCGAUCAUAUUCAAAAGGAGACCUUGUUACUGAUACUCUUACGUUAGAUUCCACCAUUGGCCAUUCUAUUUCAUUUCCUAACACAGUGAUAGGAUGUGGAACCCGAAAUGCAGGGACAUUUCAAGCUCAAAGCUCUGGUAUAGUCGGCCUUGGAGGUGGAUCUAUAUCUCUAACGAAACAAUUGGGAACAACAAUUGGUGGAAAGUUCUCAUAUUGUUUGGUGCCAUUGUUUAUUAAGUCAAACGCAACAAGCAAACUCAAUUUUGGAGAUGCAGCCAUGGUUUCGGGUCAUGGUGUUGUGUCAACUCCUUUAGUGGAAAAACGCCAUCAAACUUUUUACUAUUUGACAUUAGAAGCAUUUACUGUUGGAAACAAAAGAAUUGAAAUUGUAGGGGAUUCAAGUGGUGGUGGUGAGGGUAACAUCAUUAUUGAUUCAGGUACUACGUUGACUCUUUUACCAAGCAAUGAUUAUACUAAUUUGGAAUCAGCUGUAAAAGAAUUGGUUAAACUAGAUCGUGUUGAAGAUCCAGAUGAUAUAUUUAAACUUUGCUAUAGUGUCAAAUCUGACAAAUAUGAUUUUCCUAUAAUCACAGCAAAUUUCAAAGGUGCAGAUGUUAAGUUGCAUCCUAUUAGUACCUUUAUUCCAAUUGCUGAUGGGGUGGUUUGCUUUGCUUUUAUCCCAUCUCAAAUUGGUUCCAUCUUUGGGAACUUGGCUCAACAAAACUUGUUGGUUGGUUAUGACCUCGUUAAAAGUGUUGUAUCGUUUAAGCCUAUUGAUUGUACCAAGUUGGAUUGAUUAUAUCAAUUUAAUGUUGUAUUCACAAUAAAUAAUUUAUCAGUACUUCCUUAUUUUGAUUAAGACCUCCAUUUAGCCUCUAAUUGUCAACAAUGCCAACCUCAAUUUCAAUCUAAAGUAUUAU